CAACAAUCCCAUUUUUCUCACCUCUUCUACCCUAUACUUCUCUCAGACAGCCAUGUUGUUCCCCCGUGUCAUCCCUGCCUUUCUCUUGGCCCUGCCUCUCCUUGCCUCCGCCGGCGAAACUGGUUGCACCACAGGCGAACUCCAGUGUUGCCAACAAGUCCAGAGCGCUGACUCGGACGUUGUCUCGACCCUCUCCGGCCUUUUAGGUAUCGCUCUGGGAGCUCUAGGUCUCGACGUUGGUAUUACCUGCUCCCCCAUCAGCGUCAUCGGUAUUGGAGGCAACAGUUGCUCUGCUCAGACCGUCUGCUGCUCGGGAAAUUCCUUCAACGGUCUCAUCGCCCUUGGUUGCACUCCCAUUAACAUUGGUCUCUAGUAGAGAAUUUAGGGUUUCAUAGUCGUUUCAUUGGGAUAUGGACAAAAACACGUACCGAAGCAUGACCAGUUAGUUAGCGCUCUGCUGUGCAAUUUCCUAAUGCAUCAACGGACUAUUUUCUUGGAAAAAGAUGGCAUUCCUGUGAGCAUACAAGUCUUCUGCGACCUUGAGACAAGAAGCUAUACAUGAUUGUGGCCUGAACCCAAUAUUCGAGCCGACAUACGCCAUGCAUAGCAAGUUGGAGAUAUUUUGUCUAUGUCAUGAACUUGAAGCAUUUGAUGCGCUUCGCACCGCCUGUUCGCAAUAGCAUGGAUACAGGCACAGAAGUGCAUGUAGCCUAUAAGCCGAUCAGUGGUCGUACAUACU
Molecule: messenger RNA, 739 nt
Organism: Desarmillaria tabescens
Lineage: Eukaryota; Fungi; Basidiomycota; Agaricomycetes; Agaricales; Physalacriaceae
Product: hydrophobin
Exons: 5
Coding region: 53-373 (106 amino acids)
Cellular component (GO): fungal-type cell wall
Molecular function (GO): structural constituent of cell wall
Source: RefSeq, a predicted model, not a curated record